CCCAAAUAAAACCUUAUCGAUCGCUUUCCGAGAUUAACGGGGAAAUUCAACAAAGAUCAGCUGCAAGUAAUGCGGCCCAGAAAGCGGGCCCACGGCCCAUAUCUCCCCCACUAUAUAAACUCUCUUCACCCUUCAUGCAAAUAUCGCUCACUUUAUCACACCUUCUUCACAUCCGUGCGAUACCGUUCUUUGAACUCACUGCUUUCGUUACGUCUCGUCCUGAUUUUUAGCCGUUAGGUUUCCGUCAUCCUCCAGACUUCAUCUUUCCGAUUCAUUCUUCACUUCUACAGAUCUAUAUGUUAGGAUAUUUAUUCAACUCGUAGAUUUGCGUUUUGUUUUUGUCUGCCGGUGGAAUCUUUAAUUUCUUACCGGAGAAUACACUUCUUCUGACCGGCCGGCGUGGGGAUUUCCGGGUCGAGUAGUUGCCAGUGUGGGUCGUGUUAUCUUUUGAUCCAGGUCUUUUUUUGCUCCUUUUGAGGGGGUAGCCGGGGCUCCGGCCUCGGCGGGUUCUAAAGCCCCCACCUUUACAAAAUCGGAGAAAAUUUAUGUUGUUUUCCGUCGAUUUGUAAAAAUAGCGACCCUUUUUUGCCUCUGAUUCUUUGAUUCUUUCUUGUUCUUCUCAUUUUCCGACUUACAAAGGGAAAAUUACAGCAAUAUAUAAUAUAAAAAGAUGCCUGCCAUUGCAUGUUGCGUGGACGCUACCGUCGCUCCUCCUCCCAGCUAUGCUUUUGCUUGGGAUAGAUCUCUUCCUCCAUCGGAGACCCUCGCCUCGUCCGCUGACGCUGCCCUGCCAAUAAACGCCGCCGCCGUGGCGGCAGCGUCCGUCGAUCUCUCUCAUUGGUCUCCGGCCUUGUCAUCUGCCCUGUACAGGAUUGACAAGUGGGGCGAACCGUAUUUCACCGUCAAUUCUUCCGGCGAUAUAUCCGUCAAGCCACACGGCACAACCACCCUCUCACACCAGGAGAUCGACCUUCUGAAGGUUGUGAAGAAAGCUUCCGACCCGAAACAUUUGGGUGGGCUGGGUUUGCAGAUGCCCCUUGUUGUCCGGUUCCCGGAUGUGUUGAAGAACCGGCUCGACUCUCUCCAAUCAGCUUUUAACUUUGCCGUGGAUUCUCAGGGAUACGAGUCACAUUACCAAGGCGUUUAUCCGGUGAAAUGCAACCAGGACAGGUAUGUGGUGGAAGACAUUGUGGAAUUCGGGUCGGGUUUCCGGUUCGGGCUUGAAGCAGGGUCCAAACCGGAGCUCUUGCUGGCUAUGAGUUGCCUGUGCAAGGGCAGCCCGGAUGCUCUGUUGAUAUGCAAUGGAUUCAAGGAUGCAGAGUACAUUUCCCUGGCCCUGGCCGCAAGAAAGCUCCUUCUGAACACAGUGAUUGUUCUGGAACAAGAAGAGGAGCUUGAUCUUGUAACUGAGAUCAGCCGUAAGAUGGGGAUCCGACCCGUUAUUGGAAUCCGGGCGAAGCUGAGAACCAAGCACUCUGGCCAUUUCGGGUCCACCUCCGGGGAGAAGGGUAAAUUCGGGCUGACCACUACCCAGAUUCUGCGGGUGGUGAAGCAGCUAGGAGAAACAGAUAUGCUGGACUGCCUCCAGUUGCUGCAUUUUCAUAUCGGAUCGCAGAUUCCGUCAACAGCCUUGCUAGCAGACGGAGUAGGUGAAGCAGCCCAGAUUUACUGUGAACUGACCCGCCUGGGCGCCAACAUGAAAGUCAUUGAUAUCGGCGGUGGUCUCGGAAUUGACUACGAUGGUUCGAAAUCCACAGAUUCCGAUUUGUCCGUCGGCUAUACACUUCAAGAAUAUGCCUCGGCUGUCGUUCAAGCAGUGGGAUAUGUCUGUGACCGGAAGAAUGUAGCCCACCCUGUUCUUUGCAGUGAGAGUGGCAGAGCAAUUGUUUCUCAUCACUCUGUUCUGAUAUUCGAAGCUGUUUCUUGCGCCAAUAACAAAAACUCUCUCCACCACCAGCAAAACCGUCUCCCUAACAACGUUGACCUUCAAUUCUUCGUGGAAAAGCUAAACGAGGACGCCAUGGCGGAUUACCAGAACUUAUCCUCAGCCGCAAUGCGUGGCGAGUAUGAGACGUGUCUUGUCUAUGCUGAGCAGCUUAAACAGAGAUGUGUUGACCAGUUCAAAGAAGGGUCUUUGACCAUUGAACAGCUGGCUGCCGUGGAUGGUAUAUGUGACCUCGUUACUAAGGCCAUUGGAGCUUAUGAUCCGGUCUGCACUUAUCAUGUCAAUCUCUCCGUCUUCACUUCGAUUCCAGAUUUUUGGGCGUUUGGUCAGCUAUUCCCGAUCGUCCCGAUCCACCGUCUGGAUGAACGCCCUUCGGCCCGAGGUAUACUGUCAGACUUGACAUGUGAUAGUGAUGGAAAGAUUGAUAAGUUUGUUGGGGGUGAGUCAAGCUUACCCCUUCAUGAACUCGGCAAUGGAGGCGGAGGAAGGUACUUUCUGGGGAUGUUCUUAGGCGGAGCGUAUGAGGAGGCACUCGGAGGAUACCACAACCUGUUUGGUGGGCCCAGUGUUGUCCGCGUGUCGCAGAGCGAUGGACCUCAUGGCUUUGCUGUGACGAGGGCGGCUCCUGGCCCAUCUUGUGCAGAUGUGCUUCGGGUGAUGCGUCAUGAGCCUGAGAUCAUGUUCCAGACGCUCAAGCACCGUGCUGAGGAGUUUCAGCCACCCGGCGAGGAUGAUAAUGGGGUGGCAUUUGCGGGCAGCCUUGCGGCCUCUUUCCACAACAUGCCUUAUCUUGUUCUGGAUGCUUCUGCUGGCAUUUGUGAUCCGGUCUCGACCUGUGGCGGAGAGUAUGAGGAAUGGUCGUAUUGAGUUGCUUGAAUGGUUUUACUUUCUGAUGCGAUUUCACUGAUUUACCAUAAUAUGUUGCUGUAUUAUUAUUUGUAUUUCCCUGUUGUAGUUGAUGGUGAAUGAAACAAAAUGCAUGCCUGGAGGCAGGAAGUUGAGUACUCUCCUGCUUUCUUGAGCUGCGUCUGUUAGAAUGUGGGCUCUCAUAGCUGAAUCUUUCUUAUGUAAACAAAGUUCAGUUGUAAUCUCCAUUCUCCUAUGUUAUCCUUGGAUUAAUAAAGUUCCAGUUUUUAUUUUCUGGCGAUCUUUACUCAUUUUGUC
Cuscuta europaea is the source of this 3109-nucleotide messenger RNA. The record is from the annotation of a GenBank genome assembly. Lineage: Eukaryota; Viridiplantae; Streptophyta; Magnoliopsida; Solanales; Convolvulaceae.